Aethina tumida (small hive beetle) is the source of this 1779-nucleotide messenger RNA. RefSeq names its product protein phosphatase 1 regulatory subunit 14B. Gene Ontology annotation, cellular component: cytoplasm. NCBI's taxonomy places the organism in Eukaryota, Metazoa, Arthropoda, Insecta, Coleoptera, Nitidulidae. The transcript is spliced from 5 exons. Gene Ontology annotation, biological process: regulation of phosphorylation. Bases 352 to 792 code for a protein of 146 amino acids. Gene Ontology annotation, molecular function: protein serine/threonine phosphatase inhibitor activity. The record is from RefSeq and is a predicted model, not a curated record.
CGCGACCGUCGCCGACGCCGUACCCUCGUGCGACUCGUCGCGACCAUUCGCCGACGAACCGCGGACGAGGACGCGCGUACCUGACCGGCUGAUAUCGUGGUAACAGUGGCCCGGACAUAAGUCCCUUCCUACGUGGUGCUGGACGAAGGUUCGGCGGGUGCCGGAUGGUUCUUUGCGUUGUGGCCGGUGUGUGCGUUACGUUUUAGAGGGUGCGGUCCCACCCCAGACCCCCGCGUUCGGUUGUUUUAUUUAUUUGAUUUGUGAGUGCGUCUGAUUGUGACAGGGUUGCCUUAAGGGAAGGUCUUUCGAGUAAGUUUGAACCUGCAGCCGAAGAGAAUAGCAACAUCCAAAAUGGAAUGCGGCCUGAAUCACUACUCGAACGGUGCGCCUCCGGGCAUUUUGGCCGGUGACGUCAGAGGCUCGGAGAGAUCGCCCGCCCGAUCCGGACUGCACGUCAACUUCAAGGACAAGGGCGAGAUCAAGGAGAAGCGGGAGAAGUUCCUCACCGCCAAGUACGGGCACCACCAGAUGAGCCUGAUCAGGAAGCGGCUGGCGGUCGAGAUGUGGCUCUACGAGGAGCUCAAAAAGCUUUACCAAACGAGUAAACAAGUUGUGAAUGGGGAUGACAGCAGCAGUGACGAAGUUGAAAUAGACAUAGAUGAACUUUUAGAUAUGGAUAGUGAAGAUGAAAGAAAACGACAUGUGCAGAACUUGUUAAUAAAUGCCAAAGCUUCCCAAAGUGAUGUAAAUAAAUUCAUCAAUGAACUGUUAGAAAAAGCGAAGACUCUUUAAACAGUGUCACAGUGCCAAAUAGUGGACAAAACCAUGUGGGACGUUAGAAAAAAAAAAAUACCCGUCGCGGGAAAAAUGUUUGCACACCAAUUUUUAGUGAAUGCUGAUUUUACAUCGAUGUCCGAUUAAUAAUACAAGUGUUGUCCAAUUAUUACUUCCGAUUAGUUAAGCUGUAAACACGAACUUACAUUUCAGUUUUUGCGUUUGUGGGUUCGUGCAGUUUUUGCGUGGCCGAAAUAUUGCCAUUAAAUAUUUAAAUAAAAAUUGUUGAUGAUGUUUUUGUAAUUUUUUAUAAUUAGCGACGACGAGAUUGUUGCGAGUCGUCGUCGCCUGAUUAGCUAGUCUGUUUCUUUGUUGUUAACGACAAAACAGUUAAAUAGGAUAGAUUUUCAUAUCAGACUGCAAAGUACAUGUCACAGUUGAUGCGUAACCAUCAUUUCGAACGAUCAUGAUAUUUUCUUACAGUUGCAUUUAGUCUGCAUGGGUUUUCCUUGUAAAAGUGAUGACAAGUUAAAUAAUUGGCUUUGAAAUUCGAGUCCUAAUUGUGUAAUGCUCAAAAGUAUGUUGGAAUAUGUGUGAUUUUUAGGAGCUUCCCCAUAUCUAAUUACCCCUUUUUAUACACACCACACACACGUUUCGUUAAAUACAUGAUCCGUUUGCAUGCAUAUCAUACAGGGUGUUUAUAUAAUUGACGCACCACAUUACUAUUAUUAUUAUUAUUAUUACUAUCAUCGAUUUAUUAUUGUUAAUGUUUUGUACAAAUUUUAUUGAAACAAAAUUUAUCAGUUUUUUGUGAAUUUGUGUCAUCAGCAUAUCAUUAAAGCAUUUGUUAAUUGUACUUAGAGUUUUGAUAUUUUCGAAUUUGUGUACUGAUCAUUUUCGUGAUCUCAUUUCAAUCGUUUGACAUGUAUAUCAUUAUUAUAGAAUUUAGUUAAGCAUGAAUCAAUGUAUGCAAAACCUUUUAUGAAUAAAUCUUAGUUCAAAUAU